CGAUCUACAGUAGUCAUCCGGCCCCAGAGGAAGUCACUUCGAAGCUACUGGAGAAAGCACACAAAACCACGGAAAAAGGAGUGUUCGAAAAUAUUCAGCGGUACAUGCUACAAGAGAAGUUUCAAAAGCUAGGUGACGCGGAAAGAAAGCUUCAACUGACUGACGACGACUUUGGUGUACUAGAAGUUUUAGAAUCUGCUAGCGGGAACGAGGAGGAACUAGAAGCUAGAAUUGCCCACGAGAACCAGCCAGGAAGCAAAGAAAACGCCCAACCCCCACCCGAUCGUGCUUCCACAGACGGAGAGGCUAGCGAAGUACGAGUACCAGCUCCGGGUGGUUUGCAGGAGAUUGUAAACGCCAUAGCAAGGACAGAUCGUGAGAUCCAGUCCUUAACGUCUUUGACACUGGCGCCGGACGAAGAGAAACAAGAGGAUGUUCCAGGACAUGCGAAAACCGAGCAAACUACGGACACGAAGAACGACACAGCUGGCCUUGUCGCUGACGACGUGUCUCGUCGCUUGGAGUUCUUCGACGAGGACGAGGCGAAAAAUGCGACUACUCGCCAGCCACCAGUUCCCGAAAAACUGAG
This is a messenger RNA of Amoebophrya sp. A25, 589 nucleotides long. Lineage: Eukaryota; Dinophyceae; Syndiniales; Amoebophryaceae. The record is from the annotation of a GenBank genome assembly.